This is a messenger RNA of Triplophysa rosa, 2164 nucleotides long. It is a transcript of the gene srsf2a, whose product is annotated as serine and arginine rich splicing factor 2a. The transcript has 3 exons. Bases 132 to 785 code for a protein of 217 amino acids. The record is from RefSeq and is a predicted model, not a curated record. Gene Ontology annotation, molecular function: RNA binding. NCBI's taxonomy places the organism in Eukaryota, Metazoa, Chordata, Actinopteri, Cypriniformes, Nemacheilidae.
CGGAAAUCCGGUUACCGCCAUUUUACAGAGUCGUACGCACAGCGUGUUCCUCUGGGCUAAAGUACUUUCUCUGUGUUCACAAGUAUCUCUUUUAUUUUGUAGAGAAAUACAUUGCGGUAGAGUAAUCCAAGAUGAGUUACGGCAGGCCUCCGCCAGACGUUGAGGGCAUGACUUCUUUAAAAGUCGACAAUCUAACAUACCGCACGUCUCCAGAAACGCUAAGGCGAGUUUUCGAAAAGUACGGUAGGGUCGGAGAUAUCUACAUACCAAGAGACCCAUACACGAAAGAGAGUCGUGGCUUCGCCUUCGUUCGUUUCCACGAUAAACGGGACGCGGAAGACGCGAUGGACGCCAUGGACGGCGCGCUGUUGGACGGACGCGAACUGCGCGUGCAGAUGGCGAGAUACGGCCGUCCGCCGGAAUCGCACCAAAGCCGCCGCGGUCCCCCGCCGAGGAGACACGGAGGGUAUGGUGGUCGGAGAAGCCGCAGCCGUAGUCCUCGGCGCAGGAGGCACAGCAGGUCCAGAAGCAGAAGUCGCUCCCAUUCCCGUAGUAGAUCUCGCUACAGCCGGUCCAGGUCCAAGUCCUACUCUCGGUCCCGUUCUAAAAGCCGCACACCACGCAGGAGCAAGUCCAAAUCGCCUUCCAGGUCCCGUUCGAGGUCCAAGUCAAAGUCUCGCUCCAGAAGUCCCACUCCACGAUCAAACAAAGGUUCCAAAUCGAGAUCUAGAUCAACAAGCAGACCCAAAUCUCCAGAGGCUAAUGGAACUACGGCUGAAUCGUGAAAUUUAGCUGCUGAUUCCUGUUUGCAAAAGAGGAGUUUGGGGCAGUUUGAGAGCAGUUAGUGUGUGAUCCGUCCAUUGGCUGCCUGCUGCUGAUUGGCGGUUGCUAUGGAGCAGGUUGGUCUCAUUGAGUGUUGAGGUGGUGUUGAGGUACGUCUGAAGGACAAUGGACUGAGACCUUUUCAUCAUCCUAGGCACACGCUCAUGUCUAUCGUGGGAAAGGCAAAUACAGGAUGGAUGGGGGGGGUGUUCUCAGAGCUGGUUUAAGCUGUCAGGCUGCUUGCUGUCCAUGAGUUUUAUAUAGACCCAGUUAUAAGAGGUAAAAGUUUUGACACCAUCUGGAUUGUACCUCAGCUCUCUGACACUUAAAGUGGCUAUGAGAGAGGUGUAUUCCACCUCCAGGUUCGUUUCGCUCAAGCUUUCUCUCAGAACAAAAUCUGGUACAUGAGCAACACAGAUGAGCGUGGUCCAUAUUAAAGUGUAAUUCUUUCUGCAAAUAAAGAGAAACUGUCUGUUUGUUUUGUACAAGCUAAGACCAAAAUCGAGUGUUGCAAAAAAAUCCUUCGCACUGAUAUUCUUUUGAAACAUACUGAUUUUCUUUUAUUUCCUCUAGAUGGCGUCACAUUGGUAGAACCUUCAAGGAUCACGUUGAGUGAUGUCGUCUGUUUGAGGAUACCCAAAUAAUCCAUAUAUCAAACGAAAGGUUAAUGUGACUUGGUCUACUUUUGUUUUAAUGAGUUUUGCUUUUUGUUUAUGUAUCAUACUUCUGAAAUCCUUUCUGAAAUGAUAUUAAAUGUUCUUUAUGCUUAAAUGGGGCUACUAGGUGAAAUCAUUUCAUGUUUUGGUUUGCAUUUUAUUUCCUCUUGUUAUUGAAACUGCCAGACUACAGUAAGUUCUUUUUAAUCUAAAUGUAUUUGUCCCCUUAAUAAACAUUAAUGGACAACUUAGAAUGUUGUGCAAAUAUUUUCUUUGGGUUAGAAUGAUUUUGUAAUACUCUUAACAUCUGUUGCUUAAUGUGCAGGUAUUUUAUGGUUUAAAUGAAAGUUCCACAGCAAAAUGAUUCUGAUAUUCUCCCUUGUGUAUUUUUAUGCACUAGGUGCAGUUGCAUAGCAGUUGAGUUUUGCUGGUUAGCUGUUAAGGUGAUGCGGUGCAGAGUGCUUGGCUGUUUCCAGUAUUCUCCUGUUUGCACCUUGAUUUAAGAUUGGCUACAGCAUUUUUUUUCUUUUUUGCAGAAGUAAUCUAUUAUCGGAGCUUAUUGCACAUUUUCGGAAGUCGUGCAAAAUUUACAUUUGAUUGCAUUUUUCAUUGUUUGAAAUUAGUCAUAGAAGUUAUGUGAAUGCCAAUAAAGGUUUUUGUUCCUCAAAAUAAAACAUUUUAUUGCA